AUGAAGGAAAAAUUUUACCAUGCAUUUAAAAAUGAAUUGGAUCUCAUACAAAAACUAUAGUUAAACCCUUUAUUUAAAUAAAUCACUAUAUGGACUGAUCAUUUGUUAGAGAAUUAAUAAUUGACAGAAUAAGAAAAAUUAUUAUAAGAGUUGUCCAAUAAUUAAGAUCAUUUCAAAAAACUAUUAUAAGAUUGUUGUAAUAAUUUGGAAGAACAAAAUUUAAGUCUCCUUUGUCUAUUGUCUUUAGUUUUUGGAUUGAUAGUUCCAAUAGAAUUGAUUGAAGAGGAAAAUUUAGCUUAUAUUAUAGAAAGAUACUACAGUACAUUAUUUAACUAUUAAAAAUUUAGUUUAACAUUCAAAUUCUAUAAAACUAUUGAUUACUUUAUUUAGUAAAUUUAAGUUCAAUAAUAUUCUGGUACUUUUACCUUUAGUACAUGAUUAAGAAAUCAUUUAGCUUGUAUAAUCAAUCAAAAUUAACUUGUUUGAUAAAACAUAUAUAUCUAUUUAUGAUUUAAUUGAAAAUUAUACCUAAAAUGUAUUAUAUGUUAUUAUAUUAAUAGAAAGAUUAAGAGUAUUUCGAUUAAAUAAUUAAAUUAUCUUCAGAUUUAGAUAUUUAUUCAUCAAAUUAAUUGCAUAUAUAAUUGAUUCAACAAAUUAAAAAAUUUAUUGAAUAUGAAAGUAAUGAAUUGGUAUAAAAGUUUGUUGAUAUUGAAUUGAAUGAUUAUUAUGAAUCUGUUCCUUUAUUUAAGGAUAUAAAAGUAGUUAGAAGUAAAGAGGAUUUAUUGAAUAGGAAAUUAUUUAUAUAAAAUGAAUUCAUACAUGUUCCAGAGGAUGAAACUAUUGAAUAUAAGGAAAUGAUCAAUUUAGAAGCUAAAAAUAAAUUCAUUGUUAAGAAAGCUGUUACUGCAUUUAUGAAUUAAAAAGGUGGCACUUUAUUUAUUGGAAUUAAAGACUCUUAGGAAGUUAGAGGAUUUAAUGUUGGAUCUAACAUUUACUAUUUUAGAUAAUGUAUAUUGGAUGAAUGUUUGGAUAUGAUUCAUCCAACUCUUAUAUUUGAAAAAUAAGUUAAAGUAGAUUUAAUACCAAUUUAUUCUUAUGAAGGUAUUGAAAUUGAAGGGCAUUUCAUAAUUAAAAUUGAAUUGACAAGAGAAUUAAAUUGUCCAUAUGUCUAUACCUUUGGUGAAUUAAUUGAACAUCAUUAAUAAUGUGAAGUUACAUUUUGUUUCAAAAGAUAAGGAGAUCAAUCUAAAGCUGUUAGACAUCAUCAUUUAAAAUAAUUAAUCAAAAUUCUUAAUUUAAAUUAAAAUAUCAUAAGUUCUGAAAGAAUUGGUAGAGAAUAUUUUAUUGAUAAUAGAAUUAAAAAUAGAAAAUAUAUUAAUUAAUCUUCCAAAGAAAGAGGGGAUUCAAAUUAAUUGUAAUAUAAAUAAGAUUUAAGAAUGAAUCAACAUUUAUUAAAAGAAAUUGAAUCUAAUGAAAAUAUAGAUAAAAAUCUUGAACCUCAUCCAGAUAUAGAUUUAGCUAAUUUAAAUUUAUAAAUUAAUUCUUAAUUAAAUCAAGUUUAGCAAUGGUAACAUUGGGUUGUUAUUCGUAAACUCAAAUCAAAUGAUUUUGAUCGAUUAAUUAAUAUCCUUACAACUUAUUAAGAUGUUUGUAUUUAAGAUAUCAUUAUUGCUUCAACUACAAUUCAUAUACAAUUAAAAAAUCUUAGCAAAGAAGAAUUUAUUGAGAAUCUAAAAUAUCAUUUUAAUAGAUAAGGAGAACGAAUUAAAUUUACAUAUGGAUAUCCAUAAGUAAUUUAAAUUGCAUAAUAAAAUAUUGAUAUUGAAUAAAUUAUCUCUGAUAACUUAAAAUUACAUAAUUUUUAAAUUCAUGUAAAAAAAGAAUGUAAAAUAAUUGAAGCUAAACAUGUUGAAGAUCUUAUUUAAAUUUAUAAAUUUAUAAAAGAAAAAAUAAAGAUUGAAGUUCAUUGGAAGUUGAAAGAACCAUAAGAAUUUAUAUUUGCAGCCAUAGAUGAGUCAUCAAAUUUACUAAAUUGA
Messenger RNA from Paramecium pentaurelia, 2036 nucleotides. The record is from the annotation of a GenBank genome assembly. NCBI's taxonomy places the organism in Eukaryota, Ciliophora, Oligohymenophorea, Peniculida, Parameciidae.